AUGGCUAUUGAGAUUGAGUCGGCCGACGUUGUUAGAUUAAUUGAACAAUACCUUAAAGAAUGUAAUUUAGUAAAGUCUCUUCAGGUUCUGCAGGAAGAGACUGGAAUAUCGCUUAAUACAGUUGAUUCAGUUGAAGGAUUUAUGACUGAAAUCACCAGUGGUCAUUGGGAUACUGUACUGCAGGUUGUACAGAAUCUGAAACUUCCUGAUCAUAAACUUAUGGAUCUCUACGAACAGAUUGUGAUAGAACUAGUAGAGUUACGUGAAUUAGGAGCUGCUCGGACUCUUCUACGUCAAACUGAUCCUAUGAUAGCUUUGAAACAAGCUUAUCCUGAAAGGCAUGCACACUUGGAAAACUUGUUGGCGCGAUCCUACUUUGACCCACGUGAAGCAUAUUUAGAGGGACAGUCCAAAGAAAAGCGUCGUCAAGCUAUAGCUGCUUCACUCUCCGGAGAAGUUAAUGUUGUCGCACCUUCACGUCUUCGAGCACUGUUAAGUCAAGCUUUGAAAUGGCAACAGCAUCAAGGCUUACUUCCUCCUGGUACAGCUAUUGAUGUCUUCCGGGGUAAGGCAGCUUUAAAAGAACUAGAAGAUGAAAAGCCACCCGCUACAGUCUCUGUGACUAUCAGAGUUGGUCAAAAAUGCCAUGUGGAGUGUGCAAAAUUCAGUCCAGAUGGACAGUUUCUAGUUUCUGGAUCGUUGGAUGGUUUUAUUGAAGUAUGGAAUUUUAUAACUGGUAAAUUGAGAAAAGAUCUAAAGUAUCAAGCACAGGAUACAUUUAUGAUGUUAGAAAGCAGUGUACUAUGUCUUGCAUUUAGUCGUGAUUCAGAAAUCCUAGCAGCUGGUUCAAGCGAUGGCCUAGUGAAAAUAUGGCGUAUUCAGUAUGGACAGUGUAUUCGUAAAAUAGAAAAAGCCCAUCAAAAAGGAGUGACUGCUAUUCAAUUUUCUAGAGACAAUACAGCUGUGUUGACUGGUAGUUUUGAUCAUUUAAUCAGAACUUAUGCAAUUAAAUCUGGUAAAAUGUUACGUGAAUUUACUGGUCAUACUGGAGUUGUCAAUUGUCUUGUCUUCUUACCAGAUGGUGAUCAUUUCCUUAGUGGUAGUUCAGAUGGAUCUGUACGAAUAUGGUCAUAUCGUAGUGGUGAAUGUAUAAAUAGUUUCAAGACUGUUUCCAGUUUACUUGGUCGUGAAGUGGCUAUUCAUUCCAUUCAUCUAUUUCCCCAAGAUCCAGAUCAUUUUCUUGUUGGAAGUCGUUCUAAUACAGUUGCUGUCAUGAAUAUUCAAGGCCAGGUUGUACAAAGUUUUACAAACGGUAAACGUGAAGGUGGUGAAUUUGUUGAAUGUAUACUGAGUGGACGAGGUGAAUGGAUAUAUUGUGUUGCUGAAGAUCAAUCAUUGUAUUGUUUCAGUGUAUUAAACGGUGGUAAACUAGAGCAAACAUUGCAUGUUCACGAUAAAAGUAUCAUUGGUUGCUGUCAUCAUCCUCAUCAAAAUUUAAUAGCAACAUAUGCAGAAGACGGUUUGUUAAAGCUUUGGAAACCAUAA
Messenger RNA from Trichobilharzia regenti, 1545 nucleotides. The record is from the annotation of a GenBank genome assembly. NCBI's taxonomy places the organism in Eukaryota, Metazoa, Platyhelminthes, Trematoda, Strigeidida, Schistosomatidae.